Rotaria sp. Silwood2 is the source of this 534-nucleotide messenger RNA. Lineage: Eukaryota; Metazoa; Rotifera; Eurotatoria; Philodinida; Philodinidae. The record is from the annotation of a GenBank genome assembly.
AUGGCUGAUCAAGAGCGUUCAUAUUAUCCUGGUCGUGGCCUACCACCUUAUCUUCUAUGUCGACAAGGUGAUGAAUCAAGUAAAUACAGCGAUGGUGCUUCGCGAAUUUUUGCUUAUAGUCUUCCGACGAUAUCGGCGAAUGACACUAGUUAUUCUUCCAUUUCACGCGGUUCGGCCAGUGUCUCCUCGAGCAGCACAUGGUUGGAUGAUACUGAGUCUCAUACCACUUUCAACUCUUUAACAUCGAAUCCGUCGAUUCGUCGGGACAGUCAAUCAACUAUAAACUUCAAUCGUGAUCAUGAUGGGGAUGUUAAGAAAAACUAUGGAACUUCUGCAUCUGGUAUUGAUGUAUUAGCUAAUUCUAUGAUGUUGGCGUCCGGUUUCAUGACGAGCAAUAAUGGGUCUAUGAAUGAGUGUGGAAAAUAUGAUUUUGAUCCUGAAUGUUGCACUGUUCCUGAGCAUAUGUUUCCACAUUAUGUGCCUUAUCACCUUGAUGAUGAAGAAGUGCAGCGAAGAGACGAAUCUCCAGGUUAA